AGUCGGAAAGCUUCAUGUGAUUGUGAAUGUUUUGUUUUUUUUAGGUGUAUCUGUUGGCAUUUUUCACCCAAAAGGCAAAAAUGAAUCCCUUGACCAAUGUGAAAAAUAUACAGAAAUUAAAUCAGCUGGAAUUGCAGCUUGGAGGGAAGUCAAAAACAUCCUGGCACAACCAGUAUAAGGACAGUGCUUGGGUUUUUAUUGGUGGAUUACCUUACGACUUGACAGAAGGAGAUAUUCUGGCCGUGUUUUCACAAUAUGGUGAGAUUGUGAACAUAAACCUUGUCAGAGACAAAUCCACGGGUAAAUCUAAAGGCUUCGCUUUCUUGUGUUAUGAGGAUCAACGAAGUACCAUUUUGACAGUAGACAACCUAAAUUCUACAAAGAUUUUAGGCCGCACAUUGAGAGUUGACCACUGUGAGAACUACCGUCGCCCCAAAGAGACAGGAGAAGAAGAUGACUUAACCCAGCAGCUGAGGGCUGUAGGCUGUGCCCCCAAAACCCCCAGCGCUAGUGAAGAAGAGGGAGAGGAAGAUUUGCAGAUUGUGCCCCUCAAAAAAUUGAAGAAAGAGAAAGACACAUCUAAGAAGAAAAAGAAAGUUAAGAAAGAGAAGAAAAGAAAGAGAGACAAAGGCAUCAAAAUGGAAAGUGAAAGUGAGGAGGAUAGUGAACCACAGCAGGUGAAGAAAUCCAGAAGGUCACAUGACCCUAACGAACCAGUCAAAGUAAAGCAAGAGAAGAUCGACCCCAGUUAUGAUAAAUAUGCCACAGACAAAAGUGUCUUUAAAGGUGACUUUAGACAACCACAUGAAAUAAAGCAAGAGAAAGAUGAUAAAAUGGAUGUGAGGAAUAGAAGACAAGGAGAGAGGGGAGAUAACUCUGGUGGCAGUGUGAACAGGGAUGGCGACAGAUAUGUUAGGUGUAGGGAGCGAGAACAGCUCAGAGGUAGAGACCGAUCUCCCAACAAAUCAAGAGACCGAACAAAUGAGCGCGACCCAAUGAAGGACGGAGACACAAGAAACGGUCGUGAACAUUCUGCAAGACACAGCAAUCAAUCUAGAAGCUUCGUAAGUGGGCGUGAUGCCACACGAGACAGAGAUGGCAAUCGCGAAAGAACGCGAGACAGGGAUGGUGAUCGAGGCAGAAUACGAGCUAGGGAAUCUGAUCGUAAUGAAAGAACGCGAGACAGGACAAAUGACAGAGAAAAAGUACGAGACAGACAAAGUGAACGUGAUAGAGAGAGGGAGAGACAAAGAAGAUAAUGACAGAUGACAUUUACUUGACUCUUCUUUUGGUAAAACAUGAUAAUUUUAGUGUACAGAUUUUAAAGUGACUAGAUGUUAUUGUUUUGUAAUAAGUCAGUGGCU
This is a messenger RNA of Liolophura sinensis, 1364 nucleotides long. Its product is annotated as RNA-binding motif protein, X-linked 2-like. NCBI's taxonomy places the organism in Eukaryota, Metazoa, Mollusca, Polyplacophora, Chitonida, Chitonidae. The coding region runs from base 81 to 1259 and encodes 392 amino acids. The record is from RefSeq and is a predicted model, not a curated record. The transcript is spliced from 5 exons. Gene Ontology annotation, molecular function: RNA binding. Gene Ontology annotation, biological process: mRNA splicing, via spliceosome. Gene Ontology annotation, cellular component: catalytic step 2 spliceosome; precatalytic spliceosome; U2 snRNP.